AUGUCUAACCUCGACAAUCCAGGAGUUUACUAUCAGGUAACCCAAUUUUUUUAGAAUUGCAAUAAAAAAAGGUUUUUGAUUUUUAGGAGCGAUUCUUCGCCAAUGACGGAGUUCCGGACACUGGUCGCGAGCUUAUUGCCGAGUACAAGCAACUGAUCACUCAGUUCCGCAAUUUUAUCCGUGAUUUCUCCACAGGAGGCUUCGGAAUGAUUUACAGGUAUGGAAUCAAGGGAGUGAACCAUUUUAGAUGGAAAUUACAGAGAUCAACUGAAGCGCAACUACUUUGGCGGAGAAUACCGUCUCGAAAUCAACCUGAAUCAUCUCAAGAACUUCGAUGAGGACAUUGAAAUGAAGCUUAGAAAGUUUCCGGGAAAAGUUCUGCCAGCGGUACGAAAAAUUGACGAAAAUGUUUUUUUAAUCGGAGUUUUUUCAGCUUGAAGAAGCCGCAAAGAUUGUCGCCGAUGAGGUGACGGCGCCAAGACCACAAGGAGAAGAGAAGUUGCACGAUAUCCAAGUGACGCUCACUCUCGACGAGUAUCCGACCUCCGUCCGUCAAGUCAAGUCCGCUCAGGUCUCGCAAGUUGUCAAAAUUUGCGGAAUCAUUGUCGCUGCUGCUCAGGUACUCAUUCUUUUUGCGAUUUUCUUUCCAAUGUGUUUAUUUCUAGGUGCGCUCCAAGGCGACGAAGGUGACGCUGCAGUGCCGUCAAUGCAAGCACAUAGUUCCGGAUGUUUCCAUCAAGCCAGGAUUGGAAGGAUUCGCCCUUCCCCGUACUUGCGGAGCUCCACAGCAAGGUCAAAUGCAGCGUUGUCCGAUCGAUCCGUACAUGAUUCUGCCGGAUAAGUGCGAAUGCGUCGACUAUCAGACUCUGAAGCUGCAGGAGAACCCGGAAGACGUGCCGCACGGAGAGAUGCCACGCCAUUUGCAGCUCUUCACAGAACGCUACUUGACGGACAAAGUGGUGCCCGGUAAUCGGGUCACCAUCGUCGGCGUCUAUUCGAUCAAGAAGCUAAAUCAGAAGAAGGGCGGCGACAAGACGUUGCAGGGCAUUCGCACGCCGUACCUUCGAGUUCUCGGCAUUCAAAUCGAGACCUCCGGACCUGGACGCACCAAUUUCAACGUGUUCACUCCGGAAGAGGAGCGACAGUUCAAGACGUUGGCCCAGAGAAAGGACGUCUACGAACUCAUCGCCAAGUCGAUCGCACCGUCCAUCUAUGGAUCUGUCGACAUCAAAAAGUCGAUCGCCUGUCUUCUGUUCGGAGGUGCCCGCAAGAAGCUGCCGGACGGAAUUACGCGUCGUGGAGACAUCAACGUCCUUCUGCUCGGAGAUCCCGGAACAGCCAAGUCGCAGCUGCUCAAGUUCGUCGAGCAGGUAGCUCCGAUCGGAGUAUACACUUCUGGAAAGGGUUCUUCCGCCGCCGGUUUGACGGCUUCCGUCAUCAGAGAUCCACAAUCACGGUCGUUCAUCAUGGAGGGCGGAGCUAUGGUUCUGGCCGACGGCGGAGUCGUUUGCAUCGACGAAUUCGACAAGAUGCGCGAGGAUGACCGAGUUGCAAUCCACGAGGCGAUGGAGCAGCAGACGAUCUCGAUCGCAAAGGCCGGAAUCACUACAACGCUCAACUCGAGAUGUUCGGUGCUCGCCGCUGCCAACUCGGUCUACGGACGAUGGGAUGAGUCGCGCGGAGACGACAACAUCGACUUCAUGCCGACCAUUCUCUCCCGUUUCGACAUGAUCUACAUUGUCAAGGACACUCACGACGUCAACAAGGACGCUGUCAGUUUCGUUACGUAUUCUGACAACUCAAUCAUUCACCUUUCAGACUCUUGCCAAGCACGUCAUCGAAGUGCACGUGAAUGCUUCGGCGGCCAAAGAGCGCGACAAUGCCGGUGUUCCGAAGGCGGUCACUUCUGAUUCUGAUGGAGUGACGACAAUGUUCGACACCGAUGGAUUCCUGACGAUCGAGUUCCUCAAGAAGUUUGUCUCGUACGCUCGUCUCAACUGCGGACCUCGUCUCACUCCACAAGCCUCCGAGAAGCUUGUCAACCAUUACGUCAAGAUGCGUAAUCCGGUUGUCAAUGCUGACGCCUUCAGUAUGUGCAUGUUCACGAAUUCUCCUCGCUUAUUAAUAUCAUUUCAGAGUCCGGAAAGAAGGCGCACCACUCGGCGAUUCCGAUCACCGUCCGUCAACUCGAAGCGAUCGUCCGUAUCGCGGAGAGUGUCGCCAAGAUGGAACUGCAGCCGUUCGCCACUGACAAGCACGUCGAGGAGGCGUUGCGUCUGUUCCGCGUGUCGACCAUCGAGGCGGCGGCCACCGGAAACCUGGCCGGCGUCGAGGGAUUCACCUCGUCGGUCGAUCAGGAGGCGUUGAAUCGCAUCGAGACGCAGAUGAAGAAGCGGUUCGCCAUCGGCACGCACGUCUCCGAGCACCUCAUCGUGCAAGACUUUGUCGCGCGGCAGCACUACAAGGAAUCGCUCGUCAAGAAGGUCAUUGCGAAUCUCGUCCGUCGUGGCGACUUGCAGCAGAAGAUGCAACGCAAGAUGCUGUACCGCGUCCGAUAA
This is a messenger RNA of Caenorhabditis sp. 36 PRJEB53466, 2558 nucleotides long. NCBI's taxonomy places the organism in Eukaryota, Metazoa, Nematoda, Chromadorea, Rhabditida, Rhabditidae. The record is from the annotation of a GenBank genome assembly.